Saprolegnia diclina VS20 is the source of this 563-nucleotide messenger RNA. RefSeq lists its product as hypothetical. The transcript has a single exon. NCBI's taxonomy places the organism in Eukaryota, Oomycota, Saprolegniomycetes, Saprolegniales, Saprolegniaceae. The coding region runs from base 21 to 524 and encodes 167 amino acids. The record is from RefSeq and is a predicted model, not a curated record.
AUUUUGAUACAAAACCCAACAUGUCAGCGCCGGAACAACACGAGACUCUCCUAGAAGCGUUCCAGCUCUCGGCCGCCCACAUCUCGGCCGCCCUCACGGCCACGCUGACCGACUUGCACGCGAGCGUGACCGAGACGACGACCUCGUACGUGACCAAGGUGCACGACACGACCGCGAGCGUCGCGUCCAACGUGACCGAGACCAAGGCCAGCCUCCAAGCGUCGCUCAACGAGAAGACGCAAGUGCUCCAGGAGCGCGCGGAUGAAGCCACGAAGGAGAUCACGCGCAUGCUCAACGAGCUCACGGCGCAGGCGCAGCAAAAGUGGACGGACGCCAGCGGCGCGGUCUGCGAGCACUACACGGCUGCGACCCAGGACCUGUACGAGAAGGCUGAGGCGGCCAAGCGCCAGGUGCAGCAGGCACUUGAGGAAGGCAAGAGCCAGCUGCAGCACCAGUACGAGGCCGCCUUUAAGGCCGCUGAGCCCGCCGCCGAGCCCGCGGCCGAGCCUGCCGCAGCGCCGUAACUCUAUAUCUUUAACAUUCGGUGUCUCGAUUCUUCUUGU